Ochlerotatus camptorhynchus is the source of this 3486-nucleotide messenger RNA. RefSeq names its product KAT8 regulatory NSL complex subunit 3-like. Gene Ontology annotation, cellular component: NSL complex. NCBI's taxonomy places the organism in Eukaryota, Metazoa, Arthropoda, Insecta, Diptera, Culicidae. The transcript has 4 exons. The record is from RefSeq and is a predicted model, not a curated record. Bases 284 to 3415 code for a protein of 1043 amino acids. Gene Ontology annotation, biological process: positive regulation of transcription by RNA polymerase II.
GACGCCAUCCGCAUUUCUCACGAGUGUUUGGAAAAAUCGGUGUUAAAUCAGUGAAAAUCGUAGUUAAAACUGUGAUAUUCAUGCAAAAAUCCGAGGAUCUGUUUCGCUACCUUCAGUUGUUUCUGUUUCUGCUUCGCUUGGCACCGUAAUUAGUAUGAUGCAAUCGUUGUUUUUAGUUUUCCAUCACACCAACAGCUGCUACCAACAGUAUCAAUAGGAAAUUGCCCUUCCUCUUGGAAGGAAAGGGCAGAGUGAAAAAGUCGAUAAAAUCCAUAUUCAAGCAAUGGAACACAGUUAUUCUCGUGAUUUCCGGCCCCCAAUGGAGACCGGCCAGACGCUUGCGACGCGGGCACUGAUGGUACACCGGCCUCCGCAGUGCCCGUCUUGCCAUACGCACAGCCACGACGAGCGGAUCGACCUGGAGGAAUCUUACAACCCGCCGAUUCCGUCUUACAAUGAGGAAAGCGCCAAGAUCGCUAUGAUGGAGAGCGAAAAUGUAGCCCGACAGGUGCGCAACUUGAACUCCGAGGAUUUCGACUGGGAAGAGAAGAUCAACAAAAUCGGUUGGUCCGUUCAACAGAUUCGACUGUUCAGUAAGAUAACCAAACUGCUGGACAUGGAUCGGUUGGCAAGGUUGACGAUUGCCGACAAACAACACGAACCGGUCCAUCGGCGCAUGGUCAUCGACAAGUCCGUGGGCCGUCUCCGGCAAGCUCUGGCAAGCGUUUCGUGGGAUCCUCGACUGACGCAAUGGAUCCACGGAUUGUUGGUGGAUAGCUUACCUCCGACAUAUCUGGCAGCCUACAUCGACAUUCUACAAACGUUGAAAGCGAAACUGCCAAAUUUGGUGGACAAAAUGAUUUACGGAAGGCCACUGAACAUCAGCCAGGAAUUGGUCGGUCCGGUUCUUAAGAAACCCUGGGAACCGAUCGUUGCCCACAAGAACAGGAAGCUGCCCGGACAACCGUACAUCGUAGUGGUACCUUCCGGGCCGAACAUGACAUCGCCGAGUACCCGUGUGCAGAAAUGGUACUCACUUUUUGCCACCAUGGCUUCAGUUAUCCCGAUUACCAUGCCUCCGCAGGGCAAUGCCGUGCUGAAGCAAUCGAUACAAAACGUAUCGGAACAGAUGGUGGCAGUGACACGGGCCAAGAUCCAGGAAGUUCGUCAGGAAGCUCCGAACCGGCCGAUUAUUCUGGUGGGAUUCAAUACCGGUGCGGCACUCGCCAUUCAGAUCGGUCUGGUCGAAGCGGUCAGCUGCAUUGUCUGCUUAGGAUUCGCCUUCAAUACGGUGAACGGAACGAGGGGUGCGCCGGAUGACCACAUCACAGACAUCACGGCACCGGUGCUGUUUGUCAUCGGACAGAUGUCGGCCAGAUCCAGCCAAGAGGAGAUCGAAUUCCUUCGGGAGCGAAUGAUCGCUCAAACGUCGCUGGUGGUCGUCGGAUCGGCCGAUGAUUGCCUGCGGGUGUGCAAGUCCAAACGCAAAAUCGAAGGCGUAACCCAAUCGAUGGUGGACAACAUGGUGAUGGACGAAGUGGCCGAAUUUGCCACAAACUGCCUGCUGAAUCCACCCCGACCAAAGCAAACCAUCAAGGACCCGAACGGGCAAAAGUCAAACUUGCUGUUGUCCAACAAUAGCAGCAAUUUGGCGGCUACCGGAGGACCUCCACCAAUUCCGGCUGUUCCAGGUGGUAGAGACGUCCCUUCUGCAGCUGCCGCUGCUACUACUGCUUAUAAUCGAAAGCGUAAGAUGAGUCAAUCCGCUGAUGCUAUCAACGAUACCGCGAAAAAUGCCAGGACCAAUAGACAGCAGACCCCUUCAGCUCAGAGAAAAACUCCCAAAUCGCAGAAACAGUCCCGUGCGGAUAAAAUGCUACUACAUCAAAAUCAACAAGCUCUGGAUGCGGCCAUUCAAAGCAUUCUUCCCGCUACGGUAUGUGGAUCGGUUGUAUUCAGUAACUUCAACAACAGCUCUACAAAAUUCCCAUUAUUUCAGACUGCUGGGCCAAUUGUUAAUAAAUCAGCACCAACGAUGACCAACUACCAGAUAACCAGCGGCAACAAUCUGGAAAUUCGUCAUUCAACCAGCUCGCAAGUUGUGUCCGGUAUGGCUAGUUCCCCCAUAGUGCUCCCGAUGAUCAAACGAGAUUUGCUAAACCAAUCCCAGUCGCAGAUCCAACCUGCUUCUACGGUGGCAACAUCCUCCGACAUCAAGGUCAUCCCUGCGAACCAGUUUAUUCAGCUGAAGCCAUCUGGAUCGACACAGAAAUUCGUGACCCUAAAGUCAUCGCCCAAACCAGUUGUAUCGGUGAUCCCGAAGCCUCCCAGCAUCACUUCGACACCCAGUCCACUGGUAAAACAAACGCCCCCUCACACAACAAUCACGCAGCACCAGUCGUUCAGUCCUACCAAGUUCACGAUCGUCCGCAGUUCUGGUGGCGUUCCCACACCCACGGUCAGUGUACCACCGAUGAAAACCAUCAAAUCUCCUCCCACUCCAGAUCUGUCCAAUACGAACAUAUUCGACAUUCCCAUCGUAUUUGCCGAUAACGAUGGCAAUAUCCAGGAUGGAUCACCGCAAAAGUCCACCGACGUCCCGAAAACCACUCCAAACAUCAUAACUAUCGGCCCGGCCAUAACCAACACUUCCGUCAUGAGAACAGAAUCGAUGAACCGCCUCAUCACGCUCCAGCCAUCAAUGAAACCAAACAAAGUGGUAGUCAUCAACAAGAGCAACAUGAAACAAGUCCCGGCCAACGUGCUCUCAUCUGCGGCUCUCAGCAAAUCCACCUCUAUCACCUCGACCGGUGGUCUCAAGUACGCCAAAGUGGUCAUCUCCAAUCCGCUUAGCAAAGCUUCAACGUCCACCACCGGCACGGUCCCUAAAACCCUCGGUCAAAUCCUAUCCAAUCAAAAGAUCGAAAUCCUCAACAACACCGUCGUCAAGCCGGCAACCGGCGGCCCAACCACUCCAUCUCAGCAAAGAUUCCAACCCGUCAUCAUCAAUGUAGAUCCUAGCAAAACAACCACGAUGAAAAACUUCGUACGCGUUGGUGAAACCCAAAUCCGACCGAUAAUCAGCUCCAACGUGACAAUUCCCACCAAGGUCGCGUCCGUCGCCGGCGGCGUCACACCGUCGGGUAGCUCCUCGGCGCAGUUGACACCCGGUGUCCCCGGAACGAACACCAUUCUCAUCAAGACCAAUUCUCUGGCACAAUUCACCAAUCGGAAACCGGCCAUUCUGAACCGCAACAUCACGGUUCGGAAGGUUAACAUUAUGCCACAGUCUAGCUCAACGGCUGGCUCAGUGGCACCUUUGACGACCGUCGUGAUGUCAUCUGCGCCGAAGACGAUUACAAGCGGUGCCGUUGUACAGCAGCAUCAGCUACAGCAGAAGCCCAAGGCUCCGUAAAAGAAUCUACACUGGUAGAUUUGAACGUUUGAUUGCGUGAAGUUUUACGAUUUGUAUUUGUAAUAAAAGCA